Molecule: messenger RNA, 2936 nt
Organism: Suricata suricatta (meerkat)
Lineage: Eukaryota; Metazoa; Chordata; Mammalia; Carnivora; Herpestidae
Gene: PPM1D
Product: protein phosphatase, Mg2+/Mn2+ dependent 1D
Exons: 6
Coding region: 208-2025 (605 amino acids)
Biological process (GO): protein dephosphorylation
Cellular component (GO): nucleus; cytosol
Molecular function (GO): mitogen-activated protein kinase binding; cation binding; protein serine/threonine phosphatase activity
Source: RefSeq, a predicted model, not a curated record
CAGCGCCUCGGCUCCUCCGGCCCUAGAGCUCCGGCCCAGCUCUCGCGGACAAGUCCCGACAUCGCGUCCCCCCCCUCCGGGACCGCCCCCUCCCCCCUCUCGGCGUCGUCGAAGAUAAACAAUAGUUGGCCGACGAGCGCGGAGUGUGUCUCCCGCCGCCGAAUUCGGCGGGCUGCGUGGGACCGGCGGGAUCCCGGCCAGCCGGCCAUGGCGGGGCUGUACUCGCUGGGAGUGAGCGUCUUCUCCGACCAGGGCGGGAGGAAGUACAUGGAGGACGUUACUCAGAUCGUGGUGGAGCCCGAGCCGACGGCUGAAGAAAAACCCUCGGCGCGGCGGUCGCUCUCUCAGCCGUCGCCUCCGCCGCGGUCCCCGUCGACGCCUGCUGGCAGCGAAAUCUCGGGGAGAGGCCCGGCAGUGGCAGCCCGAGAGGCUCGCGACCCUCCCCCGGACGCCGCGGCCUCGCCAACUCCCGGUUGCUGCUGCCGCCGCCGUUCCUCAGUGGCAUUUUUCGCCGUGUGCGACGGGCACGGUGGGCGGGAGGCGGCACAGUUUGCCCGGGAGCAUUUGUGGGGUUUCAUCAAGAAGCAAAAGGGAUUCACCUCGUCCGAGCCGGCGAAGGUUUGCGCUGCCAUCCGCAAAGGCUUCCUUGCCUGUCACCUCGCCAUGUGGAAGAAACUGGCAGAGUGGCCAAAGACUAUGACAGGUCUUCCCAGCACAUCAGGGACAACUGCCAGUGUGGUCAUCAUACGGGGCAUGAAGAUGUAUGUAGCUCACGUGGGUGACUCAGGGGUGGUUCUUGGAAUUCAGGAUGACCCGAAGGAUGAUUUUGUCAGAGCUGUGGAGGUGACACAGGACCAUAAGCCAGAACUUCCCAAGGAAAGAGAACGAAUCGAAGGACUUGGUGGGAGUGUGAUGAACAAGUCUGGGGUGAAUCGUGUAGUUUGGAAACGACCUCGGCUCACUCACAAUGGACCUGUUAGAAGGAGCACAGUUAUUGACCAGAUUCCUUUUCUGGCAGUAGCAAGAGCUCUUGGUGAUUUGUGGAGCUAUGAUUUCUUCAGUGGCGAGUUUGUGGUGUCACCUGAACCAGACACAAGUGUCCACACUCUUGACCCCCAGAAGCACAAGUAUAUAAUCUUGGGGAGUGAUGGACUUUGGAAUAUGAUUCCACCACAGGAUGCCAUCUCAAUGUGCCAGGACCAAGAGGAGAAAAAAUACUUGAUGGGUGAGCAUGGACAGUCUUGUGCCAAAAUGCUUGUGAAUCGAGCACUAGGCCGCUGGAGGCAACGGAUGCUUCGAGCAGAUAAUACUAGUGCUAUAGUGAUCUGCAUUUCUCCAGGAGUGGACAGUCAGGGAAAUUUCACCAAUGAAGAUGAACUUUAUCUGAACUUGACAGAUAGUCCUUCUUAUAAUAGUCAAGAAACCUGCGUGAUGACUCCUUCCCCAUGUUCUACACCACCAGUCAAGUCAUUGGAGGAGGACCCAUGGCCAAGGCUGAACUCUAAGGACCAUAUACCUGCCCUUGUUCGUAGUAAUGCCUUCUCAGAGAAUUAUUUAGAUGUCCCAAGUGAGAUAGCUCGAGGGAAUGUCCAGGCGGCAGCCAUAACCUCAAAGGAUCCAGAGCCACUUGAAGAAAAUUGCACUAAAGCCCUGACUUUAAGGAUACAUGAUUCUUUGAAUAAUAGCCUGUCAGUAGGCCUUGCGCCUACCAAUUCAACAAAUACCAUUAUGGACCAAAAAAAUUUAAAGAUGUCAACUCCAGGUCAAAUGAAAGCCCAAGAAGUUGAAAGAACCCCUCCAGUAAACUUCAAAAGGACAUUAGAAGAAUCCAACUCUGGUCCUGUGAUGAAGAAGCAUAGACGAAAUGGUUUAGGUAGAAGUAGUAGCGCUCAGCCCGCGAGCCUCCCCACGACCUCACAGCGAAAGAGCUCUGUUAAGCUUACCGUGCGACGCAGACUCAGAGGCCAGAAGAAGAUUGGAAAUCCUUUACUUCAUCAGCACAGAAAAACUGUUUGUGUCUGCUGAAAUGUAUCUGGAAAAUGUUUUUUUCCCAAACUAGGCUGUGAGAGGGCUUUUUGAAGUUGGUGCGGAACUUGAACUUUUUUAAGGGGACAAAAUAAAAAAUAGUAUACAGUUUCACUUUUGGAAUUCAGCAGUUUUAUCCUGGCCUUGUAUUUGCUUGUAUUAUAAAUGUGAAUUUUGUAGAUGUUAGGGUAUCAGUUGCUGUAAAAUGUGUGUAAAUUUGUAUACUCCACAUAAACUCAGUCUCUUAUUCUGACUCAGUAAAUGUAACAACAGGGCUAAAGGUAAAAAAAAAAAAAAAAUGAAAAGAAUCUAUUAGAUUUUAGAAAUACAUUUAAACUUUUAAAAAUGCUUAUUAAGAAAUUUGUAUAAGUCACUUGUGAUGAAAACUACACAACUUUUUAAAGUAAAUUAUUAAGGAAACUGGAAAAGUGAUGUAUUUUCAUAGUGACCUGUGUUCCACUUAAUGUUUCUUAGAGACAGCUAGUGUCUUUUAAAAAUUAUUUUUUAUUUCUAAUUUCAUAAUUCAGAACUAAAGUUUUCAUAGCAAAAGUGUUGAGCCAUGCUUAAAGUAGCUCGGCGUUAGUCUCCUUGUCCUAAUAAAAAUACUAUGCAGUAUCUCUUAUUUCAGUAGCAUUUUUCUAAAACAUCAAUCAUCAGAGAUACCCCUCAAAUCUUUGGAGUAGAAGGAGGUGUGUUUGCCUAAAAAGGUGUCCUUCUCAAUCAUCCCAGACAUUCAGUGGCAUUAUUAGGUCUUAAAGUAGUUACCCUCUUCUCGUGUUUGCAUAAAAUAUGUGAAGUUUUUCUUGCUAUUUCAAUAACAGAUGGUGCUGCUAAUUCCCAACAUUUCUUAAAUUAUUUUAUAUAUGGAUAUAUGUUUGUUCAUCUAAUAAAUCAGUGAACUGUUGUUGAUA